Molecule: messenger RNA, 917 nt
Organism: Vicia villosa (hairy vetch)
Lineage: Eukaryota; Viridiplantae; Streptophyta; Magnoliopsida; Fabales; Fabaceae
Product: putative glycine-rich cell wall structural protein 1
Exons: 2
Coding region: 89-748 (219 amino acids)
Source: RefSeq, a predicted model, not a curated record
GCCUCUUAAAUUUAACAAGUAUCAUAAUAGCUAUAUAUAGUGAUUUAUUGAAUAUAUGUUUACCAACAUUUGAACUCAUAGUAGAUCAAUGAUGAAAACCAAGUCUUUUAUCUUUUUAUUCUUUCUUUGUGCACUAAUUUAUAUUUCUGUUGGGGCAAUUGAGUCAUCCAAAGAUGAGAAACAAACUAAUGCUUUUGAUAUAUCGAAAACAAAACUUGCGGUAAAUAAGGAUGCAGGCUCGGGAGGUGGACACGAUGGAGACAAAGGAAAAGGACAUGAAGACGGAGAGUGGGGAUUUUGGAUAAAUGACGGAGGUGGUUGGGGAGCUUGGUUGGAACAUGCGGGUUGGAAAGGUUGGAUAAAAAAUGAGGGAGUCUCAGUAGGAGGAGGGAGAGGAGGAGCAGGAGGAGGAGGAGGAGGAGGAGGAGGAGGAGGAGGAAGAAGAAGAAGAGGAGGAGGAGGAGGAGGAGGAGGAGGAGGAGGAGGAGGAGGAGGAAAAAGUGGGCUUGAAGGACAAAGCGGACAAGAAAAUGAACUAAGUUGGAGAGAAGGAGAAAAUAGUGGACUUGGUGGACAAGGCGGAGGAGAAAAUGAAGAAAAUUGGAGAAGAGGAGAAAACAGAAGAAUUAGAGGAGAAUAUCUAGAAAAUGAAGGACCUGUUUUGAGAAGAGGAACAAAUCAAGAAUAUGGAGGAAGCAAUGGUGGCAGCCGCGGACAAGUAGGGCUUUGGAACAUCCAUAAAAACUAAAUUUAUGAAUAUAUGUAUAAGAAAGACAUACACCCAAUCUCCAUGCCGGUUCUUUACUAAGAUGGUUAUUUUUCCCUAAAAUUUAAAUUUCUUUCAUCAAUGUCCUUAGAUUGUAUCAUGCUUAUUAUCAUGUUUAAAUAAAUGCUAAGUACCACUAUUUUCUUUCUAA